Zea mays is the source of this 1083-nucleotide messenger RNA. RefSeq lists its product as uncharacterized. Bases 1 to 1083 code for a protein of 360 amino acids. The record is from RefSeq and is a predicted model, not a curated record. NCBI's taxonomy places the organism in Eukaryota, Viridiplantae, Streptophyta, Magnoliopsida, Poales, Poaceae. The transcript is spliced from 2 exons.
AUGGAUGUGCUGAGCAGGAGCAUCAUAUUUCGUGAGAAUGACGACCUUGAUGACUAUUUGCUGCUUAUGAUUCGUGAAUAUAGGAGGAGGAAAAAUGCCCCAAGUAAUAGGCAUCGAGGUUCAAUUUUUGGCCAUAAGGUUUACGACAGGAACAGAGAGGAAGGUGCUAGAAAACUACAUCGGGAUUACUUUGACGAAAACCCAACAUACCCCGAGAAGAUUUUUCGGCGCCGCUUUCGGAUGAGUUCCCGUCUUUUCAACAGGAUUGCUAAAGCUGUUGAGGAGCAUGACCACUAUUUUGUUCAGAAAAAAAAUGCUGCUGGUGUCCGUGGGUUUUCCUGUCGACAAAAGGUAACAGCAGCAUUACGACAACUAGCUUAUGGUGUACCAGCAGAUUAUGUUGAUGAGUAUGUUCGGAUAGGUGAAAGCACUGCUAUAGAAAGUUUGAGGAAAUUUGUUAGGGCUAUUGUUCAUUUGUUUCGUAAUGAAUACCUGAGAGCCCCCAAUGUAGAUGAUACAACCAGGCUACUUAAUAUUGCUGAAUGUCGUGGAUUUCCUUGUAUGCUUUCCAAUGGUGAAGCUCCAGAAGUUAAAUACACAAUUAACGGACAUGACUAUGAUAUGGGUUACUAUCUAGCGGAUGGGAUUUAUCCUACUUGGUCGACAUUUGUCAAAACUAAGAAGGCUCCGACAAAUGCCAAGGACAAGAAUUUUGCUAAGGCUCAGGAAGCACAGAGGAAAGACGUUGAGCGUGCUUUUGGUGUCCUGCAGGCUCGUUUUGCCAUUGUUCGAGGUCCUGCUCGGUUUUGGGAUGAAGCUACACUACGGGAUAUUAUGGUGGCAUGCGUAAUCAUGCAUAAUAUGAUAAUUGAAGAUGAACGUGCCGACGAACAUAUAUACGAAUCAUAUGAUAGCAAUGAUGCUGAUGUCAGUAUGUUAAUUUCACGAGCUGGAACUACAAAGUUUACAUCAUUCAUGCAGAUGCGUGAAGAAAUCGAAAAUUCUCAUGUUCAUUGUCAACUUCAGAAAGAUCUUAUCGAACAUCUAUGGGAGCAGCGGGGACAAAUGGACAGCCAGGAGUAG